Messenger RNA from Protobothrops mucrosquamatus (brown spotted pit viper), 1851 nucleotides. Its product is annotated as puromycin-sensitive aminopeptidase. Bases 1 to 1851 code for a protein of 616 amino acids. Gene Ontology annotation, molecular function: zinc ion binding; peptide binding; metalloaminopeptidase activity. The transcript is spliced from 14 exons. The record is from RefSeq and is a predicted model, not a curated record. Lineage: Eukaryota; Metazoa; Chordata; Lepidosauria; Squamata; Viperidae. Gene Ontology annotation, cellular component: cytoplasm. Gene Ontology annotation, biological process: proteolysis; peptide catabolic process.
AUGACCAAGACAAAAGAGCUGUCCAAGAAUGUCAGGGACAAGAUUGUAGACUUACACAACACUGGAAUGGGCUACAAGAGUAUCGACAAGCAGCUUGAGCUGCUGGACGAGUUGGCCCGCACCGACUGCUCCCUGAUACUCCAGAACCUGUUGCAUCUGUGCUUGCACAUAGAUGCUCUGUUGCAGCAGUGCAGGGUAAGGCGACAGACCACUGGCUCGCCAGUGCUGCCUAAGAAGCCAGAGGCUCCUGAUACUCCGGAGGAGCCCAUGCAGCUUGCGGCCGCUCGUCUGCACCUCACCCAGGCCGAGAAGGAGAGCAGUAAAGGACUCUCUAAAGGCCUGGAAACUGCGCUGCUGAUUGAUCCCAAAAACUCUUGUUCUUCAUCUCGCCAGUGGGUAGCCCUUGUUGUGGGCCAUGAACUUGCUCACCAGUGGUUUGGAAACCUUGUAACUAUGGAAUGGUGGACUCAUCUGUGGCUCAAUGAGGGCUUUGCAUCCUGGAUUGAGUACCUUUGUGUAGACCAUUGCUUUCCAGAAUAUGAUAUCUGGUCCCAGUUUGUUUCUGCUGAUUACACAAGAGCUCAGGAGCUUGAUGCAUUAGACAAUAGUCAUCCUGUUGAAGUCAAUGUAGGCCAUCCAUCUGAAGUGGAUGAAAUAUUUGAUGCAAUUUCUUACAGCAAGGGAGCAUCAGUAAUUCGAAUGUUACAUGAUUACAUUGGGGAUGAGGAUUUCCGGAAAGGAAUGCACCUAUAUCUUACCAAGUUUCAGCAUAAGAAUGCUUCUACAGAAGAUCUUUGGGAAAGCCUGGAACAUGCUAGCAGUAAACCUGUUGCUAUUGUGAUGAAUACAUGGACCAAGCAAAUGGGUUUUCCACUGGUGUAUGUGGAAGGGGAGCAGCAAGAAGAUAACAAAGUGCUGAAGCUAGUCCAGAAGAAAUUCUGUGCCAGUGGACCACAUAGUGGGGAAGAUUACCCUCUAUGGAUGAUUCCCAUUAGCAUUUGUACAAGCGAUGACCCAACCCAUGCCAAAAUGCAAGUAUUAAUGGACAAGCCUGAGUUAACUUUAGUUUUGAAAGAUGUGAAGCCAGAGCAGUGGGUUAAGCUAAACCUGGGAACAGUAGGAUUUUAUCGGACACAGUACAGUCCUGACAUGCUGGAGGGCUUACUUCCAGCUAUCCAUGAUCUCUCCUUACUCCCCGUGGACAGGCUAGGGCUGCAGAAUGAUCUCUUUUCCUUGGCCCGAGCUGGAAUUAUUAGCACGGUAGAGGUUCUAAAAGUCAUGAAAGCAUUUGUGAAUGAGCCCAACUAUACCGUGUGGAGCAACCUGAGCUGUAACCUGGGGAUUCUCUCAACUCUCUUGUCCCACACAGACUUCUAUGAAGAGAUUCAGGCAUUCAUCUGUGAUAUCUUUUCACCAAUAGGAGAAAAACUGGGCUGGGAUACCAGGCCUGGUGAGGGUCAUCUAGAUGCACUUCUGAGAGGUUUAGUUUUGGGCAAGCUUGGAAAAGCUGGACAUAAGGCAACAUUGGAAGAAGCUUGGCGGCGGUUUAAAGAUCAUGUGGAAGGGAAGCACAUCCUGUCUGCUGAUCUGAGGAGUUCUGUAUAUGUAACUGUUUUGAAACAUGGUGACAGUAUAACCUUAGAUACUAUGCUAAAGCUCCACAAGCAAGCUGAUAUGCAGGAAGAGAAGAACAGAAUAGAACGUGUACUUGGUGCAAUAUCUCAGCCAGAGUUAAUACAGAAAGUUCUUACUUUUGCACUUUCAGUGAGUAUGAUGCCACAUACUAAUCCUGUCCAUUGGAAACAACAUAAGAAUGGAAUUGGGAAUUUAGUAUCAUUUUCAGCAUCCUGA